GGGCCUGCCGGUGACAGCAGUACAGAGCUCGACUGCGCGCCGAGGUCGGCGCGCAGGCGCGAGCUGCCCUCCUCGCUCGGAGUCGGCUUGGGAAGUGCGCACGCGCGAGAGUUUCUGGCAGAAAGCAGGCGAGCAGCGGCCAGCGCGGAGCCUUGUGGGAGGGCUUGAGGAAGUAAAAUGGCGGACCUGGCGAACGAAGGUAGGGGAGGCGCCGUCGAGGUCCAGCUGGCGGCCAGCGAACGGGCGGGGGAAGGUCCAAAAGCCACAGGCCCGAGGGAAAAACCUGCCAUUGCUCCGCCCGUCUUUGUGUUUCAGAAGGAUAAAGGACAAAAGUCCUCUGCAGAGCAAAAAGACUUGUCGGAUUCGGGAGUGGAGCCUCAGGGGGAGGCUGAGGCUCCCCACCAUGGCCCAGGUCACCCUGAGUCAACUGGUGAGCAUGCUCUAGAGUCUCCUGCCCCCGCUAGCGCUUCAGCCAGCGCUCCUGAAGCCCAGCUUCCUCCUUUUCCACGAGAACUGGCAGGGUUACAGGCACCAAACCAUAGGCGCAAGAAGAAGCCGUGUUCGGCCAAGAGGUCAGCUGGAGGCUCCAGCCCUGAAGGUGGUGAAGAUUCUGACAGAGAAGAUGGAAAUUACUGCCCUCCUGUCAAGCGAGAAAGGACGUCCUCUUUAACCCAGUUCCCACCUUCACAGUCAGUAUCAAAAAACAAUGUUUUUAUGCCAUCAACCUUCUGCGAGCCAUCUGCAGGCAAUUCUGACUCAGAACCAGAGGAAAAGAGCAGUGGGUUCCGGUUGAAGCCACCAACACUGAUCCAUGGCCAGGCACCCAGUGCAGGUCUGCCAAGCCAGAAGCCCAAGGAGCAGCAGCGGAGCGUGCUUCGCCCGGCAGUGUUACAAGCCCCACAGCCAAAGGCACUCUCACAGGCCGUUCCAAGCAGCGGCACCAAUGGGCUCAGCAUCCCAGCAGACUGCACAGGAACAGCAACAUCGACAUUGACAUCGCCUGACAACCCCACACAGAGAAGUCCACCUGAUGAGGCGCCAGCACCUGAGGAGAAAGAGCCCCAGAAAAAUGAGUCUAGCAGUACUUCUGAGGAGGACAGCUGUGAGAAAAAAGAGCAAGUUGCACAGCAAGCGUUUGUAUUUGGGCAGAACUUGAGGGACAGAGUUAAGUUAAUAAAUGAAAACACUGAAGCAGCUGACAUGGAAAAUGCCGGACACCUCAGUUCAGAAACACCAACCGCGACCAACUAUUUUCUUCAAUAUAUCAGCUCCAGUUUAGAGAACUCGACCAAUAGUGCCGAUGCCACCAGCAACAAAUUUGUAUUUGGCCAGAACAUGAGUGAGCGCGUAUUGAGUCCACCCAAAUUAAAUGAGGUCACUUCAGAUGCCAACAGGGAGAACUCAGCUGUCGAGUCUGGGUCCGAGUCUUCAUCCCAGGAGGCCACCCCUGAGAAAGAGUCCCUGGCCGAAUCGGCAGCCGCCUACACCAAGGCAACAGCGCGGAAGUGUUUGUUGGAAAAAGUGGAAGUUAUCACCGGGGAGGAGGCAGAGAGCAACGUGUUACAGAUCCAGUGUAAGCUGUUUGUCUUUGACAAGACCUCGCAGUCUUGGGUGGAGAGAGGCCGGGGACUGCUGAGACUCAACGACAUGGCAUCGGCUGACGAUGGGACAUUACAGUCCCGACUAGUGAUGCGGACCCAGGGUAGCCUGCGGCUGAUCCUCAACACCAAGCUGUGGGCUCAGAUGCAGAUUGACAAGGCCAGUGAGAAGAGCAUUCGCAUCACAGCCAUGGAUACCGAGGACCAGGGCGUGAAGGUCUUCCUGAUCUCGGCCAGCUCCAAGGACACGGGCCAGCUAUAUGCCGCCCUGCACCACCGCAUCCUGGCCCUGCGCAGCCGCGUGGAGCAGGAACAGGAGACCAGAACACCUGCCCCCGAGCCUGGUGUGGCCCCAUCCAAUGAAGAUGACAGUGACGAUGACGACGUCCUAGCUCCGUCAGGGGCCACAGGAGGCGGUGAGCCAGCAGUCCCUGCCCUGGAGGGCACAAGGGGGCUGGUUUCCUAGAUCCCCUCUCAUCCAUUGCCGUUGGCCCGAGGGUGACAUCUUGGUGUGGAAGCCUGACCCCGGGGGCUGGGGUGCCUUCCAGAGUGGGGACCUGAUGGCGAGGCCACUGCUUCCCACAGGCGCUGACAACGAAGGGGACGGGCAGACAGCUGGGAGCACAUAGCGCCGGGAGCUGGCCACCCAGGAGCCUGCUGCUUUGUCCGUCUGUCCACCCACCCGCCCGCCCCUCUCCGGCUGCGUCGAGGUGCGGGCCCCGGGAACCACACUCCCCGCUGGGUUGGCCACAGUCCGGAUCCGCAAGGCCCGUUCAGAAGCAGACUUGGGAGCUGCCUGAAUGUGGUUUGGGACACGAGACCUCAUCAUAUUGAUGAGCAAAACAAAAAGAACAUUUCUUCCCUCCCUCCUUUGAAUUGAAAUGGCACAUUAAGACUUGUCACGGCUUCUCACUGGGACUGGGAUGCCUGGUUUCUUCACCCCUCUCAUGCCGCCGCCAUACCUGUGGGUUUCUGCCACCUGCCCAGGCUACCAGGUCUGCUCCCACAAGUGUAAACACUGGCCCUGCUGGAUAUUCUGCUAACUACUAUCUUUAUCUCCCCUUCCCCACCUUCUGAUUUGGGGUAUAUGUUUUUAGGUUUCUUUUCCCCCAAGGCGCUUUUUUUUUUUUUUUUUUUUUUUUGGUUUCUUAGAUUAAGAUGUUCCUGCGUAUUGAGCAGGCACAGCUCCAGUGUCCUCGUUCUCCCUAUGGUCAUGGCUUGUGUGCUGGGGCCUUACUGGGGAGCUUGGGGUGCUCUGAAGGCUCCCACUUGUUCCCCACCUGGGGCUCCUCCAAGCUAUGAAGGGGUGUUGAGGGGUAGGCCUCAUACCUAGAGAGAGCUUAUCUAGAAAAGGGUCACUGGAUCUAGGAGGGUAUGAGGGGGCUGGUUUCUUAGAUCCCCUCUCAUCCAUUCCCGUUGCCCAGAGGGUGAUGUCUUGGUGUGGAGACCUGGCCCUAUUGGAUGGGGUGCCUUCCAGAGUGGGGACCUGACAGUGAGGCCACUGCUUCCCACAGGAGCUGACAAAGAAGGGGAUGUGCAUAGCACCCCUCCCCUCUUGCUUGUCCCCAUCACGUGGGUCACCCACCAUCAGAUACCCAGGCACACACCUGCUUUCUACUGUUGGCCAUUCCUUGCCCAGCCCUGGAUGUCACCAUCCCCAAGACCAUCCAGGGCCAGGGGCCUCCAUAACAGGCAGAUGGGGUCCCUAAGCAGGGCCUCUGAGGAGUGGCAGGGGACUGGUUCCAGACUACAGACUGCUGUCCCAACACUCACAGCACACACGGGAGCCGAUGCUGUGCCCACCCCAGGGAAGGCCAAGACCCCAGGUGGGCGCCAACCCCCCUUGCAAAGAAGGUCCCUGUUCACAGGGCCCCGGGGGAUUUUAGAAGAAAUUAUCCAGCCCACUCAUAGGAAGAAGGCCUGGUCUCCAUAGCUGUGCCACCCACACCUUGGGUUGACUAUUUGCAGCCUGAGCCAUGGGAAGACACCAAAGCCCUUCCCUUACCACCCCUCCUCCCACCCCCAGCAGAUCUGGCUACAUUUCUCUGCUUUAAGCCUUAGCCAACUAGUGACAAGUAAAACCAGAUAAUGCCCAUGUGUUUUGGAACAUUUAUGUAAGAUUGUCAUAUGAAAUGUAUUUGGGAACUACAUUAAAACUUUUAACUAAA
Molecule: messenger RNA, 3766 nt
Organism: Myotis myotis
Lineage: Eukaryota; Metazoa; Chordata; Mammalia; Chiroptera; Vespertilionidae
Gene: RANBP3
Product: RAN binding protein 3
Exons: 18
Coding region: 178-2064 (628 amino acids)
Biological process (GO): protein export from nucleus
Cellular component (GO): cytoplasm; nuclear pore
Molecular function (GO): GTPase activator activity
Source: RefSeq, a predicted model, not a curated record